AUGGAGAAGGAGGUGAUGGAAAAAUUACUCAAAUUUAAUUUAUCUGCUAGGGAGGAAUUGGGGAUCCGAUUGCAGGAAGAUGAUGUCACAACAGGAGUCCAAGAUUGUCAAACCAGUUUGAUCGGGAAGAUAUUUGGUGAGAAAAAAGCGAAUUUCAAUGGUCUGCAAACAACCCUGUCCAGCAUCUGGAGUGCAAGACAGAGCUUUGAAAUAAGAAAUCUGGGGGACAAUGAAUUUCAGUUUAUAUUUCAAAACGAGGAGGACAAAAAUAAGGUCCUGACUGGGAAAACCUGGACAUUUGAUGGUCAAUACAUAUUGCUCAAAAGCUGGAAACCAGGUAAUGAGAAGUUUUCAACUGAAGAGGAAAAGGUGAAAAUGUGGGUGCAAAUUCAUCAAUUGCCUCCGCACUGGAUAGCUUACGAACCGGGGCGCAAGAUUGGGAGGAUUAUAGGAAAGAUGUUGAACGUUCUGGUCCCUGGUAAUGGGAAUAACGCAGGCAAUAUGCUGAAGGUACUGGUGGAAGUCAAUCUACGAGAGCCACUUCUGAGGGGGACAUUCAUUUCUCUUGGAGAAGAGAAAAAAUGGGUCGACUUCAGGUAUGAAAACUUGCAAAAUUUCUGCUUUUAUUGUGGUCUGGUGGGACAUGGUGAAAAAAAUUGUAGGGUUAAAACUGAGGAUGUCUCAGACAAUAAUGCUAAAAUAGGCCAAUUUGAGGAGUGGUUGAGAGCUCAAGGUCCUAGUCAUUUUGAAUCCAAUAGGAAUAGGUCUUUCCCAGAACCUAGUACCCCCAGUGAUUCCCCUAUAUCCCCUAUCUUAGAAAGGGUAAAACAGCAUAUAGGUGAUAACAGCCCAGUGCAUAUAGGGAGUGAGGAAGUUGAGUGUGCUCGAGUGGAGGUCAUAGGUUGUGAGGAGGGCCAAGGGAGUGGGACUCAGGUUGGAAAAUUGGGGAAACAGAACUUAUUCAACUCCAACCUAUUAUUGUUCAAUCUCUCAUGGAAGGAGUGA
This is a messenger RNA of Striga hermonthica, 1005 nucleotides long. Lineage: Eukaryota; Viridiplantae; Streptophyta; Magnoliopsida; Lamiales; Orobanchaceae. The record is from the annotation of a GenBank genome assembly.